Gastrolobium bilobum is the source of this 1517-nucleotide messenger RNA. Its product is annotated as probable protein S-acyltransferase 12. Gene Ontology annotation, cellular component: endoplasmic reticulum; Golgi apparatus. Gene Ontology annotation, molecular function: protein-cysteine S-palmitoyltransferase activity. The coding region runs from base 180 to 1043 and encodes 287 amino acids. The transcript has 7 exons. Lineage: Eukaryota; Viridiplantae; Streptophyta; Magnoliopsida; Fabales; Fabaceae. Gene Ontology annotation, biological process: protein targeting to membrane; peptidyl-L-cysteine S-palmitoylation. The record is from RefSeq and is a predicted model, not a curated record.
ACUAGUUUGUAUUACUCUUCUCUGCAUCCGGAAGCGUGAGUUCGACCCUAACCUAAAGUGGUAAUCGAGUUCGAAACCGGAAUUCCAUCCUGGCUUCGGAUAUCUGGAAACGGCUAUUCCCGGCACGAAGAAGAAGGUCUCUCUCAGUUCAACUCCCAAUUCCAAACAUAAGAUUAAGAAUGGGAAUCAGAAGGGGAACGGAUAUAAACCUGUUUAAGCUGUGCUCUGGCCUCAGAGUUUUGGGGUACUUGAUGAUCCUCUUGUUCGCUGCUAUUGUUUCCCUCACUUACUACGCCGUCGUUUUCAUCACCUGGGGCCCUCUCUUGUUUCGUGCCGGAGGACUCUCCUCCUUCUUCGCCUUCUCUAUUCUCUUCCUCUUUCACAUCCUCCUUAUACUAUUAACAUGGUCCUACUUUAUGGUGGUAGUCAACGAUCCCGGUUCUGUUCCUCAAAAUUGGAGACCAGAUGUAGAUGUAGAUGUAGAGGUAGAGGUGCAGGAACACAAUUUAGAAGCUGAAGCUGAAGUUGUAGUUGCAUCUCACGCUUCCGAUGGAUUGGAUUUGGAGACAAGACCCUCCACCGGAUAUUGUACUCGUUGCCAAAAUGGCAAGCCACCGCGUUGCCAUCACUGUUCUGUUUGCCAAAGGUGUGUUCUUAAGAUGGAUCAUCAUUGUGUUUGGGUUGUCAAUUGUGUUGGGGCACGUAACUACAAGUAUUUUCUCCUCUUCUUGGUAAAUUUGUAUACAUUCCUUGAGACAACGCUGGAUUGCUUAGCUCUGGUCCCUAGUUUUAUCAGAUUCUUUGAUGGAGCCAAGAAUCAUUCAUUGUCUCCUGGGGAGUUUGGGGUCAUCUUUUUGGCUUCUAUUCUUAAUUUAGCCUUUGCACUGAGUCUUCUGUGUUUCGUAGUUAUGCAUGUAUCUCUCCUGUUAAGCAACACAACAUCAGUUGAGGUUCAUGAAAAGAAAAAAGGAGUCAGGUGGAGGUACGACUUGGGCAGGAAGAAGAAUUUUGAGCAGGAGGGGAUCUCUAGCCGUUGCUUCUAAAGAUAUGAAAGAGAGAGAGAGAGCAGUGGCCUAAAAAUCGAUGUUGAAGUUAAGAUUAAGAAAAUUCUUACUCUAGGUGGAUGUAAGAAUUUUUCCUCCCCCGUAUUAGUGACCAAAACCUAAUUUUAAUAAUGUGAUGUUUUUAUGUAAUUCAACAUGAAAUAAAGUCUUCUGCUGAGGUGUAGCUAUCAUGAAAAAAUCCUGUAAUGAUAUUCUCAUGAUCUGUAAUUAAACUAUUAGCUUUUAGCUCCUCUUAAUGACAAAAAUAUGAUCUUAAGUAAUAUGAUGUUUUAAUUUAGUUUAACAUAAAGUAUUAUACUGAGGCUACACCAAAAAACAAAAAAGUAUUAUACUGAGGAAUAAAUCCUGUAAUAGUUUUUAUCAAAAUAAAAAAUUUCAUGUAAUAGUAGUAGCCUGAUCUCUGAUAAAACUAAUAGCUUGUGAAUAUAGUUAUUCACUAUCUUUUUUUUUCUU